Messenger RNA from Necator americanus (New World hookworm), 1563 nucleotides. RefSeq lists its product as uncharacterized. Gene Ontology annotation, biological process: cell surface receptor protein tyrosine kinase signaling pathway; Ras protein signal transduction; response to retinoic acid. The coding region runs from base 1 to 1563 and encodes 520 amino acids. The transcript has 13 exons. Gene Ontology annotation, molecular function: hydrolase activity. NCBI's taxonomy places the organism in Eukaryota, Metazoa, Nematoda, Chromadorea, Rhabditida, Ancylostomatidae. The record is from RefSeq and is a predicted model, not a curated record. Gene Ontology annotation, cellular component: cytoplasm; nucleus.
AUGACAGCCACGAAAAAGCUGCGAAUACUUUGUCUACACGGAUAUCGGCAAAACGACGUGCUAUUCCGUGAGAAGACGGGAAGUCUCAGGAAGCAGUUCAAGAAAUACGCAGAUUUUGAGUUCAUAUGUGCUCCUCUAGUGCCGAACGUUGAUUCAGAAGAUAGGGGCGACGUGCGGGGCUGGUGGUUUUCGCGGGAAGACAAUCAGUUCAGCUCACGUGAUAUAUGCUCCAUCGCAACAGGAUUUGAACAGUCGGUAUCAAUAGUUCGUGACUAUGUGCAUUCAAAUGGCCCCUUCGACGGAAUACUCGGUUUUAGUCAAGGGGCUUCAAUGACCCACUUGUUGCUAGCGAUGGAACAGCUUGGAGAAAUUAGUGAUCAGGUCGUUGCUUAUACGAAUAGUGAGAAACUUAAAGCGAUGUUCUGUGAUUGUGUUUCGAUUGUUCAUGAUGGUGGCCAUUUUAUACCGACGAUGUCUAAGCAUAAAGAUAAAUGUAUAUUCAAGAUGGGCAACUGCGUUAGUGAAGAUGCUCAGAGAGGUCACAAAGAUUUUCUGAAAAAUGUUAAAUGUGAUCCAGAAAAGCAGGUCACCUCUUUCCGAGUCUAUUUACAUCGGCGAAACAAGUUCAUUCACGCAUGGUUACGGAUUUCUGCUGAUGAUGUGACGUUAGAACGAUCUAAAACAGACAUAGUUGUAUGGCCACUACAGUUUCUUCGACGCUACGGCUAUACGUCGGCAGGCGUUUUCUUUUUCGAGAGUGGUCGACGUUGUCCAACUGGAGAAGGUUUGCAUACGUUCCAAAGUCAAAACGCGGAUGCUAUCUUCCAGCUAGUGCAGUCAAGAAUUCAAGACAAUGCUAAUACACAUCACGCCGAAACCAUGAGACGUGGGGAACGAGCUCGAAGCACUGGCCCAACCAUGGCAACUGGUGUUUCAGUACGAUGUAUCAAUCCUAUACAAAGAUAUGGGAGCGAAGGAGCUGGCGUGGGAUCGGAAUACCUUGCUCAACCAGCUGGUUAUAAUUCUUACCAUCGUGGAUCAGUGCAACGUCUUCGUAACGUGGUUAUACCGCCUCCCCCCAGACCAAGAAGCGUAGGAGAAGCCGAACCUUCAUGCUUACCUCCUGACAGUUUCCAUCCACAUCGUCAUAACACGUUUGUGGAUCAACGAAUAGUCGGAAACAUUGUCUCUGUUAGCACAAAUCCGUCUGCUGUGGAUGAUGUGACAGGCAGAAGGACUUCAUCGACGAGUCAACACUCUUCUCAUGGUGUCUUUUCGGUUCCAUAUGUGAAUAUUUCCCCGCAAGAAGUUUUCAGUGAUUCUUCGCCACCGAUGAGACGUCGUGGCGUCUCAUCGUCCAGCAGUCAGUGCAGUUUACCUACCACACCAACACGAACUGUUUUCCCGUUAAGAUGGGAUACCGGAGCAGGCUCGACGAACGUUCUUUGUUAUACCAAGCCAGUCCCUUCGCCAUCUGUGUUUAACAACUGCAACAAUACACCUUCUGGUGAUACUUCAAUACCACCUGGACGUUAUGUGAACGUUACAGAGAUAGAAUAUUAA